Molecule: messenger RNA, 369 nt
Organism: Linum trigynum
Lineage: Eukaryota; Viridiplantae; Streptophyta; Magnoliopsida; Malpighiales; Linaceae
Source: the annotation of a GenBank genome assembly
AUGUAUUCAGAAAGUAGUCCACCGUUACCCUGGGAUACAGAAAAUAAUUAUACUCGUGAAGAAAUUGAACUUUACUAUGAGGCAGGUUCUGGGGUUUAUCUUCCAGAGACUAAAGUUCUUCAAUAUCUGCUAGAAGGGACAGCUGGUGCUAAUAUCGAGUGUGAAAAAGAAGAGAAGGAUACAAGUGAGCAUGGCUUUUCAAGAGGAGACGCCAUUACUAAGUGGGUCAAAGUGCACGAAACGAGAAAGCUUCUUGACGUGAUUCAAGAACCUGGCUUCAUCAUCUCAGAAAUCCCAGUUUUCUACGUCGUUUCAAAGCGCUCCAGCUUCUAUGAAAAGUUCAAAGCUGGAAAAUGGAGACUUCCCUGA